This is a messenger RNA of Equus quagga, 3407 nucleotides long. It is a transcript of the gene BUB1, whose product is annotated as BUB1 mitotic checkpoint serine/threonine kinase. The coding region runs from base 59 to 3289 and encodes 1076 amino acids. The transcript has 25 exons. NCBI's taxonomy places the organism in Eukaryota, Metazoa, Chordata, Mammalia, Perissodactyla, Equidae. Gene Ontology annotation, biological process: protein phosphorylation; meiotic sister chromatid cohesion, centromeric; mitotic spindle assembly checkpoint signaling. The record is from RefSeq and is a predicted model, not a curated record. Gene Ontology annotation, molecular function: protein kinase activity; ATP binding.
UCAGCGGCUGCUCGCUCGCGGUGCCGGCGGGGCUGCUGCUGGCCGGCGUCCUCUCGCCAUGGGUGAUAACCUGGAGAAUGCCAUUCGAAUGUUUGAAGCCCAUAUGCAGAGCUACAAGGGCCAUGAUCCACUUGGUGAAUGGGAAAGUUACAUUCGGUGGGUAGAAAAUAACUUUCCUGAAAAUAAGGACUACUUGACAACUUUAUUAGAAGAUUUAAUGAAGGAAUUUUUAGAUAAGAAGAGAUACCACAAUGACUCAAGAUUCAUCAAUUAUUGUUUGAAAUUUGCUGAAUGCAACAGUGACCCUCAUCAGUUUUUUGAGUUUCUGUACAACCAUGGGAUCGGGACCCUGUCCUCUCCGCUGUACGUAGCCUGGGCUGGGCAUCUGGAAGGCCAAGGAAAUCUACAGCACGCCAGCGCUGUUUUUCGGAGAGGAAUUCAAAACCAGGCUGAACCUAGCGAGCUGCUGCAACAGCAGUACAGGUUGUUUCAAACACGCCUCACCAAAACCCAUUUGCCGGCUCAAGCUAGAACCUCAGAACCUCUACAUAAUGAUCAGGUUUUAAACCAAAUGAUGACAUCAAAAUCAAAUCCCGGAAAUAACUCAGCCUGCGUUUCUAAGAAUCAGGGUUCAGAACUUUCUGGAGUGAAAUCUUCAGCUUGUGAUAAAGACUCAAAUACGGAACAAAGGGUGAUCAUGAUUUCUAAAUCAGGCUAUUCUGUACCGCCGUCUUUGGCAGCCAACGCUGAUGUUCAGCAGGUUGUUAUGUAUUGCAAAGAGAAGCUUAUUCGUGGAGAUUCAGAAUUUUCCUUUGAAGAACUGAGAGCCCAGAAAUAUAAUCAACGGAGAAAGCAUGAACAGUGGGUAAAUGAAGACAGACAUUAUAUGAAAAGGAAAGAAGCAAACGCUUUUGAAGAACAGCUAUUAAAACAGAAGAUAGAUGAACUGCAUAAGAAGCUGGAUCAAAUGGUAGAGAACCCGGCCGCUGUCCAGGAGAGGCCUGAGGUUCGUCUGGCGCCUGUGGGGCCAAGCGUAGGCUCCCAGAAGGAGCUGAGAGCUCCAGCUCUUCUAGCCAGCAGCCAGCAGACCUCAGAGAACGUGGAAGAGACACCCAGACAGGCACCUCCUGUUGUUCCUUUGGUGUCCCCAGCCGUCAGCCAGAGCGCGGCUCCUCCUGGGCCUCUGACGGCCCAGCCAGUGACAGACGCCGCGUUUGCAGCAGCAGGAAAAGAUGCCAGAUGUGUGAAUAAAAGUACUCACGAACUUAAGCCACAGAGUGGAGCAGAGAUCAAAGAAGGGUGUGAAACACAUAAGGCUGUUAACACAAGUUCGUUUCACACAACUCCCAACACAUCACUGGGAACGGUUCAGGCAACACCUUCCAGAGUGCAGCCGUCACCCACCGUGCACACGAAGGAGGCGUUAGGUUUCAUCAUGAAUAUGUUUCAAGCUCCCACACUUCCUGAUAUUUCCGAUAACAAAGAUGAAUGGCCAUCUCUUGAUCAAAAUGAAGAUGCGUUUGAAGCCCAGUUUCAAAAAAAUGCAAGGUCUUCUGGGGCUUGGGGAGUCAACAAGAUUAUCUCUUCUUUGUCAUCUGCUUUUCCUGUGUUUGAUGAUGGAAACAAAGAAAAUUACGGAUUACCACAGCCUAAGAGUAAACCCACGGGAGCCAGGACCUUUGGGGAACGCUCUGUAAGCGGAUUUCCUUCAAAAGCGAAGGAAGCACCGCACACCGAGGAGUUCUUGGACGACUCGACCGUCUGGGGCAUCAGCUGCAGCAGAGCCCUGGCGCCCAGUCCGAAGAGCCCCGGGGACUUCACGUCUGCGGCACAGCUGGCGUCCACCCCCUUCCACAAGCUUGCGGGGGACUCAGUGCACGCUCUAGAAGAUAAAGAAAAUGUGGUAGCAAAACAGUGCACCCGUGUGACUUUGGACGCUUGUGAAGAAAACAUGGUGGAACCCUUAAAAGACAGAAAGUUCAGGAGAUCCAGCCCAAUUCAGGAGAAAAGCCGAGAACCAGCGUUCCCCACAGCCGUAUCUUCGGCAUCCUUGCUCCAUUUGGGCCAGGCUGCUGCAAGCAGUGUGCUGACCAGCGAGGCGGAGCAGGGCCUGCAGGCCUGUAAACUCACCGACACUGACCUUGCCGUUGCAGAGGAUCCGCCAGACGCCAGCGCCGGGCUCCAAGCAGAACGGAUGCAGACUGGUUCACUUGGGGAUGUCAGUGCUCCAAACGUCACUGUUGAGAACCCGUGGGAUGAUAAGCUGAUUUUCAAGCUCUUAUCUGGGCUUUCUAAACCAGUGAGUUCCUAUCCAAAUACUUUUGAAUGGCAGUGUAAACUUCCAGCCAUCAAGCCCAAGACUGAGUUUCGAUUGGGUUCUUUGCUGGUCUACGUUGAUCACCUUCUUGGAGAAGGGGCUUUUGCCCAAGUCUAUGAAGUUACUCACGGAGAUGUGAAUGAUACCAAAAAGAAACAGAAAUUUGUUUUAAAGGUCCAGAAGCCCGCCAACCCCUGGGAGUUCUACAUCGGGACCCAGCUGAUGGAGAGACUAGAGCCGAGUGUUCAACAUAUGUUCAUCAAAUUCUAUUCUGCCCACUUUUUCCAGAAUGGCAGUGUAUUGGUGGGAGAUCUCUACAGCUAUGGAACAUUAUUAAAUGCCAUUAAUCUCUAUAAAAAUACCCCUGAGAAAGUGAUGCCUCCAGCGCUCGUCCUCUCUUUUGCCAUCACCAUGCUCCACAUGAUCGAGCAAGUCCACAGCUGUGAAAUCGUUCACGGAGACAUCAAACCAGACAACUUCAUACUUGGAAGCAGAUUUCUGGAACAGGACAGCGAAGAUGAUGAUUUAUUCGCUGGCUUGACACUGAUUGACCUGGGUCAGAGUAUAGAUAUGAAACUUUUUCCAAAAGGAACUGUAUUUACAGGAAAGUGCGAAACAUCUGGUUUUCAGUGUACUGAGAUGCUGAGCAACAGACCGUGGAACUACCAGAUUGAUUACUUUGGAGUUGCUGCAACAGUGUACUGCAUGCUUUUCGGCACUUACAUGAAAGUGAAAAAUGAAGGAGGAGUCUGGAAGCCCGAAGGUCUUUUUAGAAGGCUCCCUCAUUUGGAUGUGUGGAAUGAAUUUUUUCACAUCAUGUUGAAUAUACCAGACUGUCAUCAUCUUCCGUCUUUGGAUUUGUUAAGGCAAAAGCUGAAGAAUGUAUUUCAGGAACACUAUACGAACAAGAUUAAGACUCUACGUAAUAGGCUAAUUGUCCUGCUCUUGGAAUGCAAGCGUUCUCGAAAAUAAAAUAUGGACACUCCCUAAAGAUCACUUUACAAAUGUUGGCCUGCUGACCUUGAACCUUGACGGUUCCACAUUCAUUGUUUGUGUAAAUGUUUGAUAUAAAUAAAAUCUGCAAAACAUA